AUGACCAACCAUGUUGGGAAGGUCAGUGGUGGUGGGAGCAAUGGAAUGAACGGCCAUGUUGGGAAGGUCAGUGGUGGAAAGAUUAAUGGAAUGACCAACCAUGUUGGGAAGGUCAGUGGUGGUGGGAGCAAUGGAAUGAACGGCCAUGUUGGGAAGGUCAGUGGUGGAAAGAUUAAUGGAAUGACCAACCAUGUUGGGAAGGUCAGUGGUGGUGGGAGCAAUGGAAUGAACAACCAUGUUGGGAAGGUCAGUGGUGGUAGGAGAAAUGGAAUGACCAACCAUGUUGGGAAGGUCUGUAGUGGGCUGAUCAACAAUGGCCAUAUUGAGAAGGUCAGUGGUGGAAAGAUCAAUGGAAUGACCAACCAUGUUGGGAAGGUCAGUGGUGGUGGGAGCAAUGGAAUGAACGGCCAUGUUGGGAAGGUCAGUGGUGGUGGGAUUAAUGGAAUGACCAACCAUGUUGGGAAGGUCAGUGGUGGUGGGAGCAAUGGAAUGACCAACCAUGUUGGGAAGGUCAGUGGUGGUGGGAGCAAUGGAAUGAACGGCCAUGUUGGGAAGGUCAGUAGUGGGCUGAACAAUGGCCAUAUUGAGAAGGUCAGUGGUGGAAAGAUCAAUGGAAUGACCAACCAUGUUGGGAAGGUCAGUGGUGGUGGGAGCAAUGGAAUGAACGGCCAUGUUGGGAAGGUCAGUGGUGGAAAGAUUAAUGGAAUGACCAACCAUAUUGGGAAGGUCAGUGGUGGUGGGAGCAAUGGAAUGACCAACCAUGUUGGGAAGGUCAAGGUCGGUGGUGGUGGGAGCAAUGGAGCGUGCGAUCUUGGCGGCCGUUUCCUUGGUAACGUGGUUCUUCUCAGUUGA
Leucoraja erinaceus (little skate) is the source of this 852-nucleotide messenger RNA. RefSeq lists its product as uncharacterized. The transcript has a single exon. Bases 1 to 852 code for a protein of 283 amino acids. The record is from RefSeq and is a predicted model, not a curated record. Lineage: Eukaryota; Metazoa; Chordata; Chondrichthyes; Rajiformes; Rajidae.